GUUUAUUGUCGUUCGCUUUUCAUUGUUUUAGGUGGUAGUUAAUAAUUUUGUUCAUUCAUUUAUCAUAGCUGCGGCAUAAAAAAUAGUGCAAAGCAAAAUUUGCAUAAAUGCCUGCCCGCACAUUGGACACGUCAUUGACAAAGCCAAAUCCGAUCACAGGUGAAAUCAACGGCAUGGAUUCCAGCAAAAUCACAAAUAUAGAUCUCAAUCAGCGCUAUCGUCAUGCAGGUGACUUGACCGGCGAACCACCUACCCGUACCUUUGCUGAAAUUACAAUACCCGUACCCUGGGGACACAUAGCUGGGAAAUGGUUUGGUCCGCAGAAUGUGCAGCCGAUCCUUGGGCUGCAUGGUUGGCAAGAUAAUGCAGGUACCUUUGAUUUGUUGGUGCCCUUGCUGCCGCCUGAUGUGGCCUUUCUAUCUGUCGAUUUACCUGGGCAUGGAUUAUCGUCUCGUCUGCCAGACGGAUGUUACUAUAAUUCUGUAGAUAAUCUCUAUGUGAUACGCCUGAUUAUGAAGCAGUACAAGUGGGAGAAAGUAUCGCUAAUUGGCCACUCCAUGUCGUCCAUCAUUUGCUUUGUCUUUGCUGCUGUUUUCCCCGACAAAGUUGAUAUGGUCAUUGGCCUUGAUGCUCUGAAGCCGCAUCAACGCCCAUAUCCGGCUGUUAUACGUACGAUGGAAACACGCUUGGAUGAGUUUCUGCGCGAGGACGAGCGCAAUCGGAGCAAGAAUGAGCCGCCUAGCUAUGCGUACGACGAGCUCAUUGAGCGUGUCUACAUCGGCACCUUUCAUUCGGUCAAUAAGGAGCACUGUAAGCACAUUAUGGCACGGAAUAUACAAAAGUCAGGAAAAUACCCGGACAAGUACUUCUUCUGUCGCGAUCGCCGACUGAAAUUCUAUAAUUACGCGAUUGGAUCACAGGAGCUGUGCGUGGAAAUGGCGCAGCGCAUCAAGUGCCCCUACUUGUUCAUUAAGGGCAAACAAUCAUCCUAUUUCGAGGAUAAAAAGUAUUAUGAUGAGGUCCUAGACCUGCUUCUAAAGAAGUCCAACUUCGAGUAUAUUGAGGCUGAUGGCACACAUCACUUGCACAUGAACAAUCCCGAAACAAUUAUAGAGCCUAUCAAUAAUUUCAUUCAACGCUUUGGGCCAGCCGCUGCAGCAGCAUCGCGCAAAAAGGCCAAGGAGGCUAAGGAGAGCAAGCUUUGAGCUGAGCUCAAAGCCCAUAAUCACACAAUGGUUACAUGGGGCUUUAUUUAUUAGCGCUUAAGCGAUUCUGCGUAUCGUUUUAUACAGCAUUUUAUUUACUUAAUCGUUGCCUUAACUUAAAUAUAUGUGAACAAUUUGUAUA
Messenger RNA from Scaptodrosophila lebanonensis, 1347 nucleotides. Its product is annotated as probable serine hydrolase. Lineage: Eukaryota; Metazoa; Arthropoda; Insecta; Diptera; Drosophilidae. The record is from RefSeq and is a predicted model, not a curated record. The coding region runs from base 108 to 1205 and encodes 365 amino acids. The transcript has 3 exons.